UUUACAAGUCAUAGUUAGUGCCGCGUUCGUUACAAAUAUUGUUGUUGUUGUUGUGGUUGUAAAUAAAUCGAUUUUUAAAUUGAAAACAUGUCCAACAAUUAUAAUAUCGCAUCGAAUUCAUUACUGAAGCGACAAAGCACCGAAACCGAGACCGAUUUUGCUGCAAAAAAAGCAAAAUUAACUGAGUCUAACCUAAAUGACCAUUCAAACGAUUCAAAAGCAGAAUUACAGUUAGAUCAAUUGAACGCUGAAAGCGCUGAAGGACGAUCCAGUCAGACAAAACAUUUGAACUCGUUUAUUUUGAGGGGACAGAAUCGAAAUGUUCAGAUUUUUCCUAGCCAAAUCGUAUGGUGUCGCCACGAAAAAUCGGCAUUUUGGCCGGCAAUGGUUUGGCCAUCGAAAUUGGGAAAAAUUACCGAUGACAGAAAGCGAAAAGUUCUGGUUAGCUUUUUCGGCGAGAACAGUACAAAUAUUUGGAUGAAAUUGGACAAUGUGUUUCCGUUCGAUGGACUUCAAUCUUUCGAUAAGAUGAAAGAUUCGGUGAAUGUGCUACUCUUGACGCGCCAAAUGAAAAAGGACUACGACUUCGCUUUCAACGUAACAAUGAAUGAAAUGUGGCAUCGAGCCGUAGCAGAAGCAAUCUGCUGUAUGCGCAAAGACCGGGAAGGAAGACUGUCGCUGUUUCUUACUUUCUCUUCGUCAUAUAAAUAUCGAAAGAUUCGCAAGAAUUCAUUACACCGCCGAUCAAUUGCAUUAAACACAUCGAACCGAUGUCUGGUCAAGGCAUCCCGCGUAAAUGAUGAAAUAAGUCGAGUGGAAUCGUUCAUAAACACUGUCAGCUUUUCUACCCCUGAGACACCAAUCGAUGCAAGAGAAACUCCGCAUUCUGAGAAAAUGUUUUCAAAAUUCAUAACGGAGAGCAUUGCCAGCUGCAGAUUCACAGAUGGUGUGAACAACCGAUGCAGUAUUUGCAUUACCGACCAGACGAUCGAUCAGAAGCUCAUCAAAUGUGGUGGCACUUGUGAUGGUUAUUUUCACCAGAAAUGUGUUGAGAAAGGAGCUCCACAAGAUCUCAGUCACAGAGAUGAUGCAGGAGGGCCGAACGAUUUCAUUUGUGAAAAUUGUACGAGUGAAUCGAAAACGCUUUGUUUCAUAUGCAAAGCCAGCGAAGAUUCACCAGGAUCGCAAAUGCUAAAUUGCAAAGUAUCGCAUUGUCUGCGACGCUAUCAUACGACAUGCCUGCUAAGUUGGCCACAGUCGCAUUGGACUGGCUCCGAUGAGGACUUUACUUGUCCAUCACACCAGUGUCACCAGUGUGGACCCGAUCCGAACGAAAGCAAACGCAAGGCUUAUUUGACGACUUGCAUCAAAUGUCCUACAGCAGUUCACAACGACGCUAGCUGCAUCCACGCAGGAACGGUUAUUCUAUCAGACACUCGGCACAUUUGCAUAAGACAUCGACAACUUCGAAAGAACGCUUCAAAUUUGGAUUAUUGCUACAUUUGUGACAUGGCUUACAACUUAGUACGCUGUCGAGCUUGUCCACAUUCAUAUCACGCACAGUGUUUGCCUACAACAUCCACUUCCAAUUCGACUUGUCCCAAAUGCUUGAACGGUCAGCAUCCAGUGUACGGUGAUAUUGUUUGGGCAAAACUAUAUACGUACGCAUGGUGGCCGGCUAUGAUCGUCCCACCUCAUUGCAUUCCAGAAAAUAUUCGAACUGAUGAACAUUUGCCACACGACAUAUGUGUGUGCUUCUUCGGAGACUACACAUUCUCGUUUAUCGACAGACAGUCCAUCUAUGCGUUCGAAGAAGACAACUUUGCAUUGUUCACUGAAAAUGGGAGCAAAUUCAGUGACGCAAUACUGUCAGCGAGAAAAUGGGCUUUGCGGGCAAAGUCCAUAAAAAGACAACAGUCGGCUCCAUCGACAUCCACAACAGUUGGAACUGUCGAGUCUCCAACACCGUUCGAGAGUAUCGUGAAAAACGUUUUCGUUUCACCAGCGACUCGCAUCAUUGAUUCCAACAAUGAAGCCUCGUCAUGCCAAUGCAGAGCAGAAGAGAAGGAAAACGAUGAUCCAUGUGGCGUUUCGUCAAAUUGUCUGAACCGGGCGUCGUGCACUGAAUGCAAUGACCUGUGUCCCAACGCUGAGAAAUGCAAGAAUAAAUGCAUUCAACAGGGCAAAUACGCCGAAGUCAGUUUGAAAUAUUUUGGAUCGAAAGGAUUCGGACUGGUAGCCUCCGAUUGGAUUCCAAGUGGUACGAUUGUACAACAGUACACAGGUGAAGUCAUAACCACACCGGAGUUUGAGCAUCGCGUUCAAAACAGACUGAGAAGUAACGUUUAUUUUAUGAAAUACACGAAAGAGCAUUACAUUGAUGGCGAAACAAAGGGCAGUGUGGCCAGGUAUAUAAACCACUCCUGCAAUCCUAAUUGUGAAUUUCGCCUUUGGUCAGUUAAUGGGGAAAAUGUCGUGGUCGUCAUUGCUUUGAAGAAUAUUCCAAAGGACACUGAAAUUACAUGCAAAUACGAUUGGUCACGUCAGGUUCCCUGUCUGUGCAAUGAAGAAAAUUGCUCCGGAAUUUGUUGAUUAUUUUUGUUUAUCUUUUUUACAUUCUUUUUGUUAAUAUCAUGUGAAAAUUAGCUGAAUUUGUUAAAGUUUAUCGUCAGUAACAAUAGAGAAAUUUAUUUCG
Bradysia coprophila is the source of this 2695-nucleotide messenger RNA. RefSeq names its product nuclear receptor binding SET domain protein-like. Gene Ontology annotation, cellular component: nucleus. Lineage: Eukaryota; Metazoa; Arthropoda; Insecta; Diptera; Sciaridae. The record is from RefSeq and is a predicted model, not a curated record. Gene Ontology annotation, molecular function: protein binding; histone methyltransferase activity.